GAGCUGCCCCUGGAGUCCGGACCAACCCGUCCAGAGCCGCUUCUCCCCGCCGGGCCGCCUCGCCUGGGACUGGGCCAGCACCGAACCCCGGGCGCUUCGCACCAGCCCGCUCCGGGCUCCGGGCAGCGCCCCCCGGGCGCCCCGUCCAGCAUGAGCCGCCAGGGCAUGGCCGCCCACACCCAGACCCGCAUCCGCACCGACCGGUUCGCCGACAGCUACACCCUGCUGGGCAGGGAGCUGGGCAGGGGCAAGUUUGCGGUGGUGAAGAAGUGCCUGGAGAAGGCCACGGGCCGGGAGUUCGCAGCCAAGUUCCUGCGGAAGCGGCGCAAGGGCGAGGACUGCCGGCUCGACAUCAUCAACGAGAUCGCCGUGCUGGAGCUGGCCGCCCGCAGCCCCCACGUGGUGGAUCUGCACGAGGUCUACGAGACUCCUGCCGAGAUCGUGCUGGUGCUGGAGUGCGCAGCUGGCGGGGAGAUCUUCCAGCAGUGCGUAGCAGAGCAGGAUGAGGCCUUCACGGAGCAGGACGUGAUCCGGCUGGUGCGGCAGAUCCUGCGCGGCGUCGCCUUCCUGCACCAGCACAACGUCGUCCACCUGGACCUGAAGCCCCAGAACAUCCUCCUGACCAGCAGCAGCCCCCUGGGCGACAUCCGCAUCGUGGACUUCGGGCUAUCGCGUCGGGUGGACGCCGUGCGGGAGGUGCGCGAGAUUCUGGGCACGCCGGAGUAUGUGGCUCCCGAGGUCCUGAGCUAUGAGCCCAUCAGCACGGCCACUGACAUGUGGAGCAUCGGGGUGCUGACCUACGUCAUGCUGACGGGUGAGUCGCCCUUCCUGGGUGACACCAAGCAGGAGACCUUCCUGAACAUCUCACAGGUGAACGUGCAGUUCCCGCCUGACGUCUUCCAGGGCAUCUCGGACCAGGCCAUCGACUUCAUCCGCUCCCUGCUUGUCAAGAACCCCAGGAAGCGAGCCAAGGCUGAGCAGUGCCUGCAGCACCCCUGGCUGGACCCGGCCCCGGCCCCAGCGGUGGAGCUGGCGGCCCCAGCGCAGGCUGAUCUGGAGCAGGCCCCGGUGAGCGAGGGCAGCAGUGGCCCUGAGGAGGACGAAGAGCUGGUGCUGGUGGCCUCCUACAUGAUGCCCUGCCCCUGCCGCCAGCUGAGGGGCCUGGAGGUGCGGGAGACGGAGCUGGCUGGGGUGCGGAAGCCGUUCCCAGCCCUGCAGGAGAUCGCCCAGGAGCUGGUGUUCUGAGCCGGCCGCCCGCAACCCCUUUGCCUGCUGCCUUGGAGAGCAGCGCGCCGGACUUGCCCCAGGCCUGCCGGGCACAUUUCCAAGCCUGUCCCGGAGUCGGGGCCCCUCGAUGCGAGAGGGACGGGCCCCCGGAGUGGGGGGCUCCCAGGGAGCAGGAGCAGCUUUGCCUCGGUCCUGGGGGAGCCAGUCGGGCACCCGGCUGCUCAGCCCUGCAGCCACGACUCCUGUGUACAUAGCACUGCAGGGGAGGACAGAGCCUGUCAGACGGGAUAGGGUGGGUCACUGUGGGGGAGGGGAGCCCCCCAGUGUCAGUGAUGGGGGACGGGAGCACCCGUUACCAGCGGGAGCUUGUUGGGGUAUCAUUGCCCCGCACAGCUGGACCAGGCAGUGGCUGCAGGAAGAGACUGAACCCCUGUGGCCUCUACAGGAGACAAACACCAUGGAAAAGCCCUGAGGGUCACCCCCGAGCCCCACAUUCAAACUGCAACCCGAAAUUUACAGCAGCUUCCCCCAGAGCAGCUGCCAGCGGGAGCACAGGGCCCAGCGGGGCAGAGGCUGCUCAGCUCGGAACCCGGGAAACUCCAUUUGGGAGCUGGCCCUGCCAGCGGGCACUGCGGCACAGGGAUGCCCCGCUCCAUCCUGUUGUGGGGCAUGGAAGGGCCCCAGUGCCUGGCCCGGCCCCAUGCGGGCAGUUGACCCACGCUUUGCCUCUGGUUUCUGAAUUAGCAAAUUAGUUACUGACUAUUUGGGCCGGGGUGAGGUGGAGGGCUGGCUACACUAACGAGCUGUGCUGGCCAUGGGGCGAGGCCUGGGGAGGGCAAGGGGCAGAUGGCACCAGGAGCUGCCAGUGCCACCAGAUUUCUCUGAUGGUCCAGGUGCCAAUUGCAGGGUAAAGUGGAGCCGCCCCCGUUCUGCUGUGUUCACACCUUGGCAUCAGGCCGCCAGGCAGGGACUCGAGGGGGAGCCCCAAACCAGGCACUCCUGCAGCGGGUGCCUGGCCCAGCAGAUGGCACCAUUGGGCUCCCCCCAAGUGAAGCCCAUGGGGCAGCAGCCGCGUCUGGCACUGGGCUUUGCGGCCGCCCCAGGAGGGACCGUGCCGCCGGCUGCCACGUCUUUGCCUGGUUUUUUUGAACUAAAGGAUUAAAGUUUAUAUCUAUAAAAAUGUUGGCUCCUCCCCAGGGGGUUCCCAGAGGCCUCGUGCCCCACUUGGGCUCCACUCUCACCCAGACAGGCCCAGGGCCUAGCUCUCCUGCCCAGGGGCUGUGUUGCAGCCAGCAAUGGCUAAGGCAGGCUGCCCAGGGGACACCUCUCCCCGCCAGACAGGAGCCUGGGCUCCACGCAAGCAGCUUGGGCAGGGCAGGGGUGCAGGGGUUGUGGCUGGGAGGAGCGGGUGUCCCAGGCCCCAGUGACCUGCUGCCUGGGGCCUCACACUUGCCGGCUUUGAAGUGAGCAGGUCACAGGGGCUCCCCGGCCCCUAAGGGCUGAGGCCCCAUCGGGGCUGCAGUUCCAGCCAGGCAAAGUUGCGGUGCGUAAGGUAGGUGCUGUGUCCCCAGUGUGACGAGCUCCCUGGAGAGAUGGCAAGUGACUUUUAGCCCCCAUUGCCCGCAUGGGGGGGCUGAGCCCCACAGCUCCUAGCCUGGCAUGCCAAGCACCCAGCUCCCUGCCAGGGGCAUGACAGCCCAGCGCCCUGACUGCCUCGCAAUCACUCCUGGCCAGUCUGGUGCUGCCAGGCACAGGGGAGCUCAGCAGGGUUUGCUGCUCUGCCAGGCAGGCACCAGUUCACCCUCUUCCCCCGGGAUGCGCCCAGGAAAUGCUGGGUGUCCCUCAGGACAUGCACAUGGCAGCACAUGGGGUGCCCCCAUCUCAGCUUGCACAGCUGGCACUGGUGGGACAUGGCCUGACUCAUGCCCAGCUCUGCUUGUGGCUGCAGGAGCUGGGACCUAGGGCAGAAGGAGCAAACCCAGGUGCUCACCUCCCCGUCCUCCCUGGGGCUGGCUCUUGCCUCCAGCUCCUGGGAACAGGUGGUGGCUGAGCCCCCUCCCCCCAGCUCGGUGGCUCUGCUCCCACAUAAGCUGCCGUGAGAAGCCCUGCCCAGCCCAGGUAGGCAAGUCUGCUAGCACCGAGUGUCUGCUGGGCAGCCCGUCUCCAUGCCAGGUACAGGCACCCAGCGCCCACAACACCCCGCCCCAUGGGGCCCAGCCAUGUGGCCACGAGCUAGUUGGAUGCCUGCCCGCUCUGCCAGGAAGGCCGAUGCUCAGAGGGCAGGCAGCCUGAGGCCCUCCAGCCCCUCGAGAUUUAAAAAUCCAAGUGUGUGAGGACGCCCCUGCUCCAGGGAGCCAGCCCCCAGGAGUUCCCAGCGGGUCUUCAGUGUCCUGUCUCCUCUCCGCACCCCCAUGCCCAGCCACGCCCUCCAGGCUUUGCCCAGCGCUGUCUGCCCUGGGCCUGAGUCCCAGCUGCCCAGCUCUUCCUGGGGCCGUUUUCACCCCAUCCCUGCCCUGCAGCCUUGGUGCUCCCACUGGGAUCUGUCCCCCGUGUAAGCCCCUCAGGGCAGCUGCCCCUGCCUCUCCCACGGGGAGCUGGACCCCUGGGGGUGGGGCAGCUGUGCGCCCCAGGCCCCUUUGCCCAGCCCAGGCCCAGCCCCAGCCUGCUGUUAAGAGGCUGCACCACUCCUGUCACCUAGCGAGUGCUCAGCGGUGCAUGGCCCUGAUCCCUGCGUGCCAGGCCAACAGCCCCUCGCACUCGUGCCUGGCCUAGCUCCAUCCUGCUGCCAAGGCAGCCGCGGCCCCCGCCGAGGUGAGGGGCUGCAGCCAGGGAUCCCAGGGUGCUGGUGGGGCGUUAGCACUGCCGGUCGGUCGGUGCAGGCAGCCGGGCCUGGCGUCUGCGCCCGGAGCAGUGCUGGGCAGCAGAGGGCAGUGCAGCUCCAGGCUGGGGUGGGGCGCAGGCAGCUCCCCCCUCCUCUGCCCUGGGCAUGUUCAUGGGAACCUGCAGGGCCAGCAUCACUCCAAGGGCAGAGCCGGUGCACAGGAGCCCAGCCUCACAACCCUCACUCCCCUGGCACCCAGCCCGCCCCGCCCCCAGGGCAGGGGAAUCACGGGCCCCAGGCAGGAGCUGGCACCGAGCUCUCUGGGCAGCCACUCUUCCAGGGAGGAUGCCAGGGCUGUGGCCAUGCCUUGGCCCAGAGGAAAGGCCAGGCUCCCUGCUGUCUCCCUGCACAGAGGUCAGGGCUGGAGCCCGGGGCCCUGCUCAGGGUUGUAGGUGCAUGGGCAGCCGGGUGCCAUGGGGUGGGCCAGGUAAGCUUACCUAGGGGGCAUGCCUGGGGGACAGUGAGCAAAGCCCCAAACCUGGGCCUGUAGUUACAGCCUUUGUGGCUCUGAGCCACACACCUGCCUCCACCUCCCCCCCAGCUCAGGCCCUUUCUCUCCCCAGAGCCCAGGCUGCAAGGUGGGGUCCUGGCCCUGUCACUGGUUAUCCCCAUGGGCUCGAAGGCACUGCACCAGGUUGCCCCAGGUCUUGUCCCUCCCCCUCGCAGUGUGCCACCCCCCCAGCUGUGCCCAGCCUGCCAAGGGCAAGGAAAGGUGGAUUGAUCUGCCAGCCUCAGGGGCCUCCCUUCAUCUCUGCCUUUAGCAGCUCUUCGAAAUGGGCCCCUGGGCGCAGCUGGGGAAUAGGGGUGGGAAAUGGGAGGGCAGCGGUUGAGAUGCAGGAACCCUCCCUGCAGCCCGGUUAAGGGCUCCUGGGGCCUGUGGUACUGAGGCCAGGGUGAGGAGUGCACUCCCCUCCCCAGCAUUAGUGGGGGCAGGGGUGAAGGGAGGGUGUUGCCCAUUGGGAGGAGUAGGGAGCAGGGCUGGAGAAGAUGCCAGUGCCCGGGGGUGAGUACAGGGGCGGCUCUAGCUAUUUUGCUGCCCCAA
Messenger RNA from Gopherus evgoodei (Goodes thornscrub tortoise), 5150 nucleotides. Its product is annotated as serine/threonine-protein kinase 17A-like. Gene Ontology annotation, biological process: intracellular signal transduction; positive regulation of apoptotic process; protein phosphorylation. The transcript is spliced from 7 exons. Bases 151 to 1245 code for a protein of 364 amino acids. Gene Ontology annotation, cellular component: nucleus. NCBI's taxonomy places the organism in Eukaryota, Metazoa, Chordata, Testudines, Testudinidae. The record is from RefSeq and is a predicted model, not a curated record. Gene Ontology annotation, molecular function: protein serine/threonine kinase activity; ATP binding.